AGUACCUAUCAUGCAUCACGAGGGGACGACACAAUAAUACUGGUCAUCCUGACCUCUCCUUCCUGAGAGUGACCUCCCCUCAUAUGAGGACUGCAGCGUUUUUGUUGUCCUUGUUGAUGUCGGACAUGUUCAACUGCAAUGCCUGGCGUCUUCGUGCUUGAUUCAUCAACGGACCUUACUGACUUGAAGAGUGUUUGUGUGCUAGGGCGGCUGGAAUGACUACAGCUUGCCGUCAUUGUUACUGAUAGUAUCGCUUGUCUGCAGUUCACAGCGGUGCGUCUGAUCUGACUGCUGGGCCAGCAUGAUUGCCUCCAAUUUACUGUCUCGCCUACUGCCGCCUACGGGGUCGCCUUCGGUCUACGAGGCCAUACGCCAGAACGACGUGGAGUCCGACGCCUCUGAUGUUGAAGAACGUGCGGGAAUGGCCCUCGAUGAAGAGAACCUGCGAGAACGUUUCGAUCAUGAUGGACUCGAAGAGGCACUGGCCAAUGCGACGGACAGCCAGAUGACAACGCACAGCACGGCCUUCCUGGGCCAGGACCGUCCACGGGCGACGUCCGGAGACCGGCUGGACGCCCGGAGACCUACAAGGAGGAAGCUGUCUCGUCCCCGGUGGAUGCAGACGUCCCAGAGAGAGCUGGAGGCAGACGAGGGCGAUGAGGAUGUCCCCGCGUCGUUGCUGGUCGAAGGGGGCGAUGAUGACUUCUCCAGAUCUCCUGGACCUCCGCCUCCUCAUUCUAUGAUGGAUCAUGGACCUCCCGUCCCAGGGCCGUCGUCAAGAGAUGACAUAAACAAGUGGGAACGCGCCAGAGCGCAGCAACCGUUGCAUCCCCCUUCACGGCAUACCGCUUCUUCUGAUAGAUCUGCACCUGGACCGUAUCCGAAUCUAGCCUUGGUAGACCCAAAGCAAAAGGCGCUGUGGAGAUGGGCGAACGUGGAGAACCUGGACAACUUUCUCGAAGACGUCUACGUAUACUUUUUAGGAAAUGGUAUCUGGUGUAUCAUGCUGAGUCGGGCCCUCAAUCUUCUUACGCUCGGAUUCGUCGUCGGUUUCACCACAUUUCUGACUAGCUGUAUCAACUACCACGACAUCCGCGGCGCUAGGAAGUUGGACGAUAUCCUGGUCAAGAAAUGCAUGGUGAACAUGUCCUCAUCCAAAACUCUUUUGCUAUGGCUGUUCACUUUCUUCUGGAUAGGGAAGCUGUUCCAGUAUGUGCUGGAUAUCAGAAGGCUCCGCCACCUGCAAGAUUUCUACUACUAUCUGCUGGGGAUCUCCGACGAAGAUAUUCAGACGAUCUCUUGGCAGGAGGUCGUCAGUCGACUGAUGGCGUUGAGGGACUCGAAUCCCUCUACUGCGGGUGCGGUGUCUGCAAAGCACCGUAAGUUCAUGGGGAGUCAGUCUAAGCAGAGGAUGGAUGCGCACGACAUCGCCAACCGAUUAAUGCGCAAGGAGAACUACCUCAUUGCUCUGUUCAAUAAAGAUAUCCUAGAUCUAACACUGCCUAUUCCGUUCCUUAGGAACAGGCAGCUGUUUUCACGCACGCUCGAAUGGAAUAUCAACCUCUGCAUUAUGGAUUAUGUGUUUAACGAACAAGGCCAAGUGCGGCCCCUCUUCUUGAAAGAUACGCAUCGCAGGGCUCUUAGCGAUGGAUUACGACGGCGUUUUCUCUUUGCGGGAAUUAUGAAUAUCUUUGUUUCUCCUUUUCUUGUCUUCUUUUUCCUGAUGCAUUACUUCUUCCGCUAUUUUAACGAGUAUCAGAAGAACCCCUCGCAGAUUGGAUCCCGCCAGUAUACGCCUCUCGCUGAAUGGAAGUUCCGCGAAUUUAAUGAGCUGUGGCAUCUAUUUCAGCGUCGGAUCAACAUGUCCUACCCCUUCGCUAAUCGAUAUAUCGACCAAUUCCCGAAAGAGAAGACCGUCCAGUUAGCCCGCUUCGUCGCCUUCAUCGCGGGAGCCUUGGCUUCGGUUCUUGCUCUGGCUUCUGUGGUGGAUCCAGAGCUCUUUCUGGGUUUUGAGAUCACCCAUGAUCGGACUGUAUUGUUUUACCUCGGGCUUUUUGGGUCUAUCUGGGCUGUGGCUCGUGGUAUGGUCCCAGAGGACACGGACGUCUUCGAUCCGGAGUUUGCCCUCCGUGAAGUUAUCAACUUCACGCACUACUUCCCCAGCCAUUGGAAUGGACGCCUUCAUAGUGACGAAGUGAGGAAAGAGUUUGCGACUCUUUAUCAGAUGAAGAUCGUUAUUUUCCUCGAGGAGAUCCUGAGCAUGAUCUUUACGCCUUUCGUAUUGUGGUUCAGCCUGCCGAAGUGCAGCGACCGCCUGAUUGACUUCUUCAGGGAGUUCACCGUGCAUGUGGAUGGACUGGGUUACGUCUGCUCGUUCGCCGUGUUCGACUUCAAGAAAGGCACCAAUGCCAUCUCGCAGGGUCGUGUCCCUCGACGAGAAGGUACUCAGGAUCUACGAGAUGAUUACUUCUCCACCAAGGAUGGGAAGAUGCUUGCAUCGUAUUACGGCUUCUUGGACAACUACGGCGCAAAUCCACGAGCGGCAGCACAUGGCCCUUCGAAAGCGCGACGGCCAUUUCACCCCCCACCGUCAUUUCCGACUCUUACAUCGCCUCCGGGCGUUGAAGCGACCCCGCGCCCUGGCCGAUGGGAUCCUGCGCAGAACCGACAGUCACCUGUCAACGGUCCUGGCUAUCAAUCGAUAAUGCGUGGGUCCCGCUUCGGACCUGGUCCUGGCGCUGCUGAUCCCAACUCACCAAUGCCAUCGAUGCUUCUUGACCCUCAUCAUCAGCCUUCCGCUUCAGGCUUCCGAUCUGUCAAUCGUAUGGCGCACUCGCGAUAUCGGCCAUCCCGUCCAUCUCACCCGGCAGCGGAUCCUAUCGAUGAUGAGGAUGAACCGUCUAGUGAAGGGUAUGGGAACCCGGCGACAACGCAAGCAGGACAGCCUACCGUGGCAUCGAGCGGCGGAGUGGGAACCAGUGAGGGCAAUCUCGAAGGGUCCUGGAAAACGCACUUGGCAGCCGAACCAGAAGACAGUGAUGGGCCAGAGGAAGGAGAGAAUGUUGAUGCCAUUGUGGGUGGUGCUGGAGUUCUUGGCCUGAUCCAUCAGUUCCAGAAAGUCACUAACGAAGGUCGCGGUGGGAAAACUGUCGGCAUUUGAGCCUUUGCGAAAGGAACUUAGUCUCGUCAUCAACACUAGAUAGCUAUGACAUUACCCUUAUGCCUUACGAUUGGACUCGGAUAGGGAUCGGAGAUCGUCGAUAUUUCCAGUGAGUAUCUAGGAGUCUAGGAGUUAGGGGCCUUGGUCGUAUUUAUAGAAUAUAGUCCCAAGUGAUACGUUUACUGGGUAGUUAUUGGAGCAAUAUAUGAUACUUCAGAUCCUAGGAUAUGCAAGACCAAUAUGAACCUCGUAUAUACUCUG
This is a messenger RNA of Paecilomyces variotii, 3421 nucleotides long. RefSeq names its product autophagy-related protein 9. Gene Ontology annotation, biological process: autophagy of mitochondrion; protein localization to phagophore assembly site. The coding region runs from base 302 to 3160 and encodes 952 amino acids. Gene Ontology annotation, cellular component: phagophore assembly site; autophagosome. NCBI's taxonomy places the organism in Eukaryota, Fungi, Ascomycota, Eurotiomycetes, Eurotiales, Thermoascaceae. The record is from RefSeq and is a predicted model, not a curated record. The transcript is spliced from 2 exons.